GGCCUCUUCAGUCAGCUCGUGCACCUUCAUGAGAAACUCACACUAACUUACAGCAGACAACCAAAGACAAGUUUCCUCCAAAGUAAAACAUGAACGUACACAUCUUAUGAGUGUAGAGCAGAUUUUUUUACCAAGACUGGAUUUUACCCAAGGAGGUGAUGCUCUAUGAAAAUGAGAAGAAAACGAUGAAAGCUCCAUCCUUUUCCACUGAUGGACCUUCAGACCGGCACAUGUUGGCCCCUGCUGUCAGAGUGAAGGUGUUUCCACUGUGGUUCCAGAUACUCCUGCUUAUCUUCCUAUUUGCAGGUCACGCUUCAUGUAAUGUGACUUCUGCUGCUCCCUCCUCUUUUUCACGUACUACUUUAUCAACCGUCAGCCUCCAGGUUACUUCACCCACACCUACAUACGCCACUACCACCACCACCACUGCCACUGCCACUACCCCCAGAGCCACAGCCCACCCUCGGGCCACAACAACUGACCAGAGUGGAGUAUACUACUUUCUUGACGUCACUGUCUAUGUAACUGGACAGAAAAAGGAUGAGCAACAAAUUAUUGACAGGCUUCGACAAGUCUUCCAAAAUGAGCUGGGCAGCUGUGUGUCUCAGAACAAUGCAACAACUGCAACACGCACCACUCCACAAACGACAAUAAAUGAGACAUCAAACAUGACAACAGUGAUGCUACACACCUACAACACAACUUCAGUUACUGCUACAACAUUACAAAGCUAUAACACUAGCACAGCCUUCACUAUGCCAGACCGCAAGAAUACAACUACAGGCACAAUAACAACACAACUUGGUUAUAACAUGAGUACAGAUUCUACAACAUUAGCAAGCAAUGAAACCUCGCAAAACAACAACACAACUACAGGAACAACAACAGACCUACAAAGCUUUAACAAAAGUAUAAACAUAAUAACAAGAUCAGAAAGCAACACAACUGUAGGUCCAACAACAAGUAGAGCUUCAACAACAAUAUUACAGAGGAACAACACAUUUACAGGCACAACAACUAACACAAUCACAGCAACUUUACCAAGCAACAACUCAACUACAAUGACAAGCACAACAUCAGCAUUACAGAAUAGCAAUCCAGUUACAGGCACAACAACAAACACAAUUACAUCAUUACAAAGCAACAGCCCAACUACAGGCAUAACCACAAACACAGUCACAUCAACAACAGCAUUACCAAGCAACAGCCCAACAACAAUAACAAGCACAAUGUCAACAUUACCAAGCAACAACCCAAAUACAGGUACAACAACAAGCACAAUCACAACGUCAACAUUACCGAACAACCCAACUACAAUGACAAGCACAAUCUCAACAACAUUACAAAGGAACCCAACAACAAGUGCAACACCCACAGCUCCUAAAACAACGUUACCAAGAAACCGCCCAACAACGCCAUUACAAAGUCGAACAACAACUACACCUCCUGGUACAACAGCAGCUCCAACACAAAGCUCCACCUCGUCGACCACUUCACCCACUGGUGGCGGCGAGACGAGACAAACAUCUGACAGUGCAGAGAACAACAGGCCAACAAGAGAGUUCGUCAUCACAUCUCGCAGACGUGCUGCUCGCGAAAUAAGAAACAAUGAGACACUAACAACAGAAAGUAAUGACAACAUAACAACAGGUCUUGUUCAAGGGUUUGAAGUUUCAUGUGCCCAAAACACUUCAAUAAGAAUCGUGGACUGUCAUGUGAUUCUGAAGCUGCGGCGAUGGAUUCCACCCUGUUGCAUCCUCAGUUCUCUCUGUGCAGCCAGUAAAACCUCCUCUGACAUCCAUGUGGUGGGAAAACGAGUGGACAGAGUGGGUCCUCUACAACCAAACAACACAAACUGCAGUAAUGUGCCACAAGAAAACAACAGCUGUAUUUAUGUUGGUCAAAGUGGCCUGUCUUGUGAAGAUUCAGAGAGUGCAUAUGAGGUUCCUGAAAACAACUCCACUCAGUGUGGUGGAGUUAAGGAGAAAAACAACUGCACCUGCUCAUCAUACUGCAGCAGAAAUGAUGCUUAUUACACUUUUCAACUGUCAACACAAAGUCCCACAAUGAAUACCUCAUACAUCUCCAAUCUACUAAAUCAGCUAUCUUCCUGUUCUCCCAGUGCUGGACCGCCGUGUCCAUUGUCCAACAUUUCAUCUUUAUACAUGGGUUUUACCAUGAGAUGUGGACACACAACAAAUUCCCUGAGCUGUAUAGUGGUUUUACACUUUUCCCAGAGGGUAUCGAUCUGUGCCGUGUCGGCGGCUCUGACGACUGUGUUUCAGUCUGAGAACAUCAUUUUUAAUGGACGAAUGACUCGGGCAGCAAUAUGUGGAAACUCAAACAGCAGUGAAAACACGCUGACAACACCGUUCACACUGGUUAACAUUAAUCUAAAGCCUGAUGAUUUCUGCCGGGUUAUACAAAAGACUUCUAACCUCUUACCCUGUCAAAAUGGAAAAAAUGUGGUUGUACAACUGGAAGAGCAGUGCGUACACAAGCCUUUUACAACACAAAGCCCAAGUGUGACAACCGUACAGCCUAAUACCACCACCAUCACCACCUCUGCAAAUGUAACCUCUUCUCCAGUGAAUACAAUAGCUGAAGUCUUCAGUUCCACCACCACUGCCACUCCGGUCACCACCACUGUUACCACUGAUGCCACUACUGCUGUGACCAGCAUUAAUGCCAACACCACCAUCACCACCACCACCACCACCACUGAUACCAUAACAUCUGCUGUGAAUGCCACCGUUACUGACAUACCUAACACGAAGAUGACAACUGUUGCCGUCACAGCGACCACUGGAGAUAAAUCUGUUCCAGUUCCCUCAUCUGAGAGCCCUUCAACAACAUUAGAAGAAAGCAGUGAGGCCCAAGCCAAUGCUCUGCUUGACAUGACCAGAGAUGUGUCCAACCUGAACUCCAGCCAAGUGUCUCAGCUGGUGUCACAGCUGGAAAUCCUUUUAUCAGGCCCCACUGUCAGCCUGGCGCUGGGAAACACCUCCAUCAACAUUGUCAGCAAUCUCCUGGGUGCUUCUCCUGAUGUUUUGGAAGACUCCUCUACCAGUAUCAUAAGGAUUGUUGAUACAGUGGGGUUGAAGGUGGUCCUUGGUCCUCAGAGGCAGAAAAGCAGUGAAGACGCAGUGACCCUCCUGGCCCCAGCCUUGGCCCUGUCCGUGAAAACAGCAGAUGGUACCAAUUUCCAGGAGACAUUCUUUGCCAUCUCAGAUCCAAAUAAUGUCGAGGUCCGUGGGGAUUCCAGACCCAGAAGGAGCGUGAGGAAAGACUCCACCCCUCAGGGCUCCAUCAAACUGCCCUCCAGUCUGACAGAAAACCUGACCACUGAGCAACAACAGCAGGUUUCCAGAGUCCAGUUUAACUACUACCAGAAAAGUACUGUAUUUCAGGACAGAACACUAAACCAAAACCGAAAACUCAACAGCGGCAUCCUGGGGGCGAGUGUAGCUAAUCUGUCCAUCACAGGACUGCAAGAUGAUAUUAUUAUUCACCUGAGAAAUACAGAACCCAUUCCUGGAAAUUUUGUGGCUACAUGUGUUUUCUGGGAUUUUACAUUAAAUGAUGGAUCAGGAGGUUGGAACCCCCAUGGCUGUUACGUCCGAAACACCACAGACAAUGAGACAGUUUGCGGUUGCAACCAUUUAACCAGUUUUGCUAUACUGCUGAAUCUUUCUAGACAGCCACUUGUCAGUCGAGUCCAGGCAACCAUUCUGACUUUUAUCACAUAUAUCGGCUGUGGAAUCUCUGCUAUCUUUCUGGCCAUCACCCUCCUCACCUACCUGUCCUUUGGGAAAUUGCGCAAAGACAUCCCAUCUAAAAUCCUGAUUCAUCUGUGUACGGCUCUGCUGCUGCUGAACCUGGUGUUCCUGGUGGAUGCGUGGCUUGCGCUGUAUCCAGAGGCAGUGGGCCUCUGCAUUUCCACUGCAUGGUUCCUUCACUAUUUCCUGCUGGUCGCCUUCACCUGGAUGGGACUGGAGGCGGUCCACAUGUACCUGGCCCUUGUCAAAGUCUUCAACAGCUACAUAUCUCGCUACAUGCUCAAGUUCUCCAUAGCUGGUUGGGGCAUCCCAAUGAUCGUGGUCAUUAUUGUCAUUGCUAUUGACAAGGACAACUACGGCCUGGUCUCUUAUGGAAAAUUUUCAGAUGGCACUUCUGAUGACUUCUGCUGGCUUAAAAAUGACAUCGCCUUCUAUGUGGCAGUGGUGGCCUACUUCUGUGUCAUUUUUCUGUUUAAUUUAGUCAUGUUUGUAGUGGUUUUGGUCCAGCUGUGUCGGAUAAAGAAGCAGAAUCCUCAUAAUGUGCAGCAUCGCACCACUCUGCAGGAUGUUCGCAGUGUUGUUGGGAUUACGAUCCUCCUAGGCCUAACGUGGGGUUUUGCCUUUUUUGCCUGGGGACCCCUUAACCUGCCCUUCAUGUAUCUCUUUGCCAUCUUUAACUCUCUGCAAGGGUUCUUUAUAUUUGUGUUCCACUGUGCUGUGAAGGAGAACGUGAGGAGACAGUGGAGAACCUACCUAUGCUGUGGCAAAAUGAGGCUGGCAGAGAACUCAGAAUGGAGUCGGACUGCAACACAGAAAACUAUGAAGAAAUCAUCAACGACCAGAGUAACAUCUCUGUCAAACUCUUCCCAGUCCCACAACUCAUCGAGCUCAUCUUCCUUCCUUGUCACUGACUCUUUAGAGCAGAUUAAUGGUAUCGGGAGCCCAUUUGAAGACAGAACAAUCACAGCUGAUGAAGAGCCGAGUAUGGACGUGAUCCUCAACGAGAUCAACAGACAACACCAACACCAACACAUACAAUAAAAACCCAAUAGAUGAUUGUGUAUUAUGUUUUACACCGUAGAACCUAUCUUAAUGUAUAUAGUAAUAAAGAGUAAUUUAUAUGUUAUUUGUAUGACUUUUCUUAGAAUGAAAUGUGAACCCUAGAUUGUAAAUGCACUUUUCCACACUUCUCUAGUUCUUAAUUAAAUUUGCACAAGUAACAGGAGCCAACGUGUCAUUUUACAACUUUGUCAACAUGAUAAGUCAUAGUAAAUGGUACUAAUUUUAAGAGCAAGCCGAGUAAACAGACUAAAUUUUGAUUUUAUUAGUGAAACUGGAGCAGUGUGUACGGCUAAAAACAAACUAUGGUAUAUCCACAUCAACACAAUUAAAAAUGAGUUUUCAAACAGUUCAGAUGAAUCCAUCCAUCUUAAAAUAAAUCCCACAACCUCCAAAACAAAAAACAAAAAAACUUGGCAUGGAGUGGAAAAGGGAAAUGAAAACAAAGCAGCAUUAUCAAAAUACUGUGUACUUCUAGACAGUCUGAACAUCACUUACAGUAUUUCAUAUUUUGUCUGGUCAGCUUCAUUUCAUUCGUAAAUAUACAUUAAGUCCUGACAUUCAGGCUGCUACAUGUUCAACUGCUGUAACAGGAACAAAGAAGGACAUAAAAUGAGUUAAAAUGAUGAAAAAACAGACUUGACCUACAGUAUUUCCUUAUCGUCAGUAGAGAAUGAUGAUUACCAUACGUACUGUGUUAUGUAAUAUUUUCAAUUAUGUCCAUUGAAGAUCAAGUUGUUCCAAACUGUGCAGUGCAAAAUUUUUUAAUGUUUUAUUUUGCAGAAUAAUUGAAUCGACUAUAUUGAAUAGUCUAUGUCAAACUCUUAUCACUCCAUCAGCUGUGGGUCAGUAUAGGUGAACUAUAAUCAUAGGUUAAAGUCUGGCACUUAUAUGUUACAUUUCUAUUCUCUACUGAACCCCCCCCCCCCAAAAAAAAAACAAAAACAUGGAGGCAAGUACACCUUUAACCCUAAUAGAACAAGUGCUCUGUUCAUCAUUUAUUAUAAUAUUAUCCUCUCCAAUUUGCAUUUUUCAGUGAAAUUCAGGUAUUUUCCUAUAUUUAAUUUACUGAUAAUGUAGUUGUUAAUAAAAAAAAAAAAGUCUAGCAUAAAUUAAACGGUUAUGGUUGUAGAACAGAGAAAACUGAAGUAAAAUAUAUCAUUAGCUGUACAUGAA
Messenger RNA from Sphaeramia orbicularis (orbiculate cardinalfish), 6014 nucleotides. RefSeq names its product adhesion G-protein coupled receptor G2. The transcript is spliced from 30 exons. The record is from RefSeq and is a predicted model, not a curated record. The coding region runs from base 159 to 4820 and encodes 1553 amino acids. Gene Ontology annotation, biological process: adenylate cyclase-activating G protein-coupled receptor signaling pathway; cell surface receptor signaling pathway. Lineage: Eukaryota; Metazoa; Chordata; Actinopteri; Kurtiformes; Apogonidae. Gene Ontology annotation, molecular function: G protein-coupled receptor activity. Gene Ontology annotation, cellular component: plasma membrane.